AUGCCGGCCGCGCUCAAGACUGGCGCUGAUGCGCGCGCCAUGCGUAUGACCAAGUAUCCAGACAUCUUCAACAAGAAAGUUGACAUGACCAAGGUCAAUCUGCCGGUGAUCAAGAAAUGGGUGUCGGACGAGAUCGCCAAGAUCCUCAACAGCGACGACGACGUGGUGACGGAGAUGAUUUUCACCAUUAUUGAGGGGUCAAAAUCGCCCAACAUCAAGCAGCUUCAGACCGAUAUCACUGGCUUUCUCGACAAGGACGCCGCGCCAUUCUGCCUCGAAUUGUGGAAGUUGUGCCUCAGCGCACAGGACAGCCCGAAUGGCAUCCCGAAAGAGCUGCUUGAGGCGAAGAAGCUGGAGCUCAUACAGGAGAGGCACGGGUCCGCGAGCGAGAGCGAGAGCGUGGCCAGCGAGGUAGAGGCGGCAGAGGCGGUCGAGGUCGCGGCCGCGAUCGUUCUUCAGACCGACGUCCAAUGUCACGCGACUCCCGAUCACCACCAAGAAGAGGCGGACGAGACUCGAGAAGCGGCAUUGACAGCUACGUGCCCGGCGGAGGCCGCGGUGGACGCGACAAUCCUCUUCGACGUCGACGCUCGCCAUCAUAUGGUCGAUCGCCAUCUCGCUCACGUUCCCCGCCACGUUGGCGCAGACGCCGCAACACCUCGUCCCCCGAGUCUCGAUCUCGCUCACCACCUCGGAGGAGGAACAGGUCCAGUAGCAAUGGACCGGCUCGGCGUAGAUCGCGGUCGCCUCCACCGCGGAGACGCCGCCGAUCACCUUCUUACUCUGAUGAUUCUCGCUCACCUCCAGACAGGCGCCGACGUCGACCAUCCCGCUCACGAUCACCACCGCGCCGUCGAGCUCGCGACGACAGCUCCCGUUCACGCUCCCGUACACCUGCCUCCAAGCGUCGUAGUCGAGAGUCCGGAGACUUGAUGGCUAGCAGGUCCAAGAAGAAUGAGUAUCGCCUCAGCCGUGAGGGAUCAACAUACAGUGCAGCAUCGGACGGCAAGCGACGUGGUUCGCAAUCAAGCGAGCAACCGGCCAACGGCGGCGCAAAGGACGAGGUGAGCAAUGGCGCAUGAUAAUCCGCGCAUAUCAUCCUCACAAGUAUAGCAUAAACAGUAUAUUGAGAUAACGAAGCACGACGAAAAUUUCUU
This is a messenger RNA of Pseudocercospora fijiensis CIRAD86, 1157 nucleotides long. RefSeq lists its product as uncharacterized. Bases 1 to 933 code for a protein of 310 amino acids. Gene Ontology annotation, cellular component: spliceosomal complex. Gene Ontology annotation, molecular function: RNA binding. Lineage: Eukaryota; Fungi; Ascomycota; Dothideomycetes; Mycosphaerellales; Mycosphaerellaceae. The transcript is spliced from 3 exons. The record is from RefSeq and is a predicted model, not a curated record. Gene Ontology annotation, biological process: regulation of mRNA splicing, via spliceosome; mRNA processing.